GUUGAUGGCCCUACAUUUUGACCUGCGCCGAAUCUGAGGUAAUCACCCAAACACUCGCCUCUUGAUCGUAUUUUGGUCUUGAAUACAAAAAGGUUCGGUGCAUCACGGUGCAAGUGAAAAUACCAAGAGGCUUAGCAACAAAAUUGAUUCUUGCACUUAACUCUCAAAGCUGCGUUGAUUCUUGACCAUGAGUAUUCGAAGUCUGUUCCCCGAUGUUCACAUCCCAGAUAAUGUAACUCUGCAUGAACUCGUGCUCAGGUAUACAGAUAGCUACGGAGACCUUCCCGCAAUCAUUGACGGAGCGGCCAAAAAGACAAUCACGCACAGACAGCUCAAGGACUAUGUCCGGCGAGUGACCAGUGGUCUGGCGAGGGCAGGGCUGAGGAAGGGUGACGUGUUCUGUAUUUAUACACCUAACUGCCCAGAGUACAUUAUAACCUACCUGGCCGUGAUCAGUGCAGGAGGAAGCUUUACCACAGUCAACCCCGUGUACACAUCGUAUGAACUGGAUACACAGUUAAAGAAUUCCCAAGCAAAGUACAUUCUCACCAUACCCAGCCUAGUGAAGAAUGCACAGGUCGCCGCCGGACACAGCGGGAACGUUAAAGAAAUCUUUGUUCUCGGGGAGGUGCCAAACUGUCGCUCGUUCUCAGAGUUGAUGAACGACCCUGGGGACGCGUACCCCACCAACCUAACCUUCAAUCCCAUGGAAGACGUGUGUGCCAUACUGUACUCUAGCGGCACUACAGGGUUACCCAAAGGAGUGAUGUUGACACAUUACAGCGUCGUGGCUAAUAUUUUACAGUAA
This is a messenger RNA of Lingula anatina, 808 nucleotides long. RefSeq lists its product as uncharacterized. Gene Ontology annotation, molecular function: CoA-ligase activity. The record is from RefSeq and is a predicted model, not a curated record. NCBI's taxonomy places the organism in Eukaryota, Metazoa, Brachiopoda, Lingulata, Lingulida, Lingulidae.